This is a messenger RNA of Platichthys flesus (European flounder), 1872 nucleotides long. It is a transcript of the gene metrnla, whose product is annotated as meteorin like, glial cell differentiation regulator a. The record is from RefSeq and is a predicted model, not a curated record. Gene Ontology annotation, molecular function: hormone activity. Lineage: Eukaryota; Metazoa; Chordata; Actinopteri; Pleuronectiformes; Pleuronectidae. Gene Ontology annotation, biological process: energy homeostasis; positive regulation of brown fat cell differentiation. The transcript is spliced from 4 exons. The coding region runs from base 266 to 1138 and encodes 290 amino acids.
CUGAGAGUCAUUCACGGCUGCCCGGACUCGAACCUCUACACACGGUUCACGGGUCGCUGUCACCGUCGAGGCGCUUUGCCACCGAGUUUCAUUAAAGUGCCUGAAACUCUUCCGACCCUCCCCGGAAUAGGACGAGGGGUCUCCCGGUAGACGACGCGGAGCGGACCGGGGCCACAUGGAAACAACGACAUGUAGUCGGGAACAACGGCGGCGGACUUUAUCGUAGUUUCACCGGAGAAGAGGCGAAGUGAGCGGCGACGCAAACAUGCUCAGCCCGGCCCCGAUGCUGGCCUCCCCGCUGCCACUUCUCCUCCUUCUCCUCUGUCGGACGUGUUUGUGCCAGUACUCCAGCGACCAGUGCAGCUGGAAGGGCAGCGGUCUGACCCAUGAAGGCCACACCAGGGACGUGGAGCAGGUGUACCUCCGCUGCUCCCAGGGCUCCCUGGAGUGGCUCUACCCCACGGGGGCCAUCAUUGUGAACCUCCGGCCCAACACGGUCUCCCCCGCCGCCGCCCGCCUCUCUGUCUGCAUCAAACCCUCCGCGGAGUCCAGCGGCACCAACGUCUACCUGGACCGUAACGGGAGGCUGCGCCUGCUGCUGCGAGAGCAGGACCAGGCUCAGGGCAAGGUGCAAUGCUUCAGCAUCAAGGAGGGGGCGCUCUUUAUCGAGGCCGUCCCGCACACGGACAUCAGCCGGCGGAUCACAUCGUUCCAGUACGAGCUGGUCAGCGACCGGCUGGGGGCGGGAGCACAAUCGCUUAGUGCACCGUGUCAGCCCUGCAGUGACGCUGAGAUGCUUCUAGCAGUUUGCACCAAUGACUUUGUCGCACGGGGCAACAUUAAGAAGGUGGAGCAGGAGGAGGACCACUCCUCUGUCACUGUGGAGAUCAAUCGCCUCUACAGACAGAAGACCCAGGUCUUUGUCUCUGGUGGUGUGAGGGUGCGGAGCUGGACCGGCCGCAUCAAGAUGCCCCUGCGCUGUGGGGUGAGGUCCGGAGGGGGCGAUUUCCUCUUCACUGGGACUGUGAGGUUUGGGGAGGCCUGGAUGGGCUGCGCCCCGCGUUACAAAGACUUCCUGCGGUUGUAUCACGAGGCGCAGCAGCAGGGGAACAACCCCUGUCAACUGGACACUGAUUGACAGGGUUACCUGCCCACGCCUGGAAAUAUGACAAGUCUUCACCGGGUGGUGAUGAGAGCAGAACCGAGCGUUAGAGCUGAGGAGAGAAGAGGCUGACGGACUGGCCCAGCGGCAGCACCUCUCUCCUCUCCUGCUGUCUUGAGACUCUUUGGAAACAAUGGACCCUCAUGCAAUAACCAUUCACAUGAACAGAUUUGUUCUUUAACGGAACAUAUGAGCGAUUUUUGGAGAAAAUGCUGCAUUCACCAAAUUUGCAUAUUUUGAAUUUUCUUUCAGGUACGAACACAGUUUAGAAUGAGAAUACGAGAAUGUUCUUGCAUGAGGGAAAACAAUGCACUUGCAUGUUCGCCAGACUCUCCAUGUUCUCACUGUGGAACAUGAUGCAGGGUGGAAUGUGUUCGGACUGCCUUCCCAGGUUUUAAAUGUAGCAGACGGCGCCGUUUGGUUCCUAUGUGUAUAAAAUGUGAAUGAACGUUGUAUAUUUUGAAGCUCUUGUGUGCUUUGUAAAAAGCUUGUUGUACAGUUCUGAAGUUAUUUCUUAUGACAGAAAUGUAUAAAGUGAAAUCUUCUUAUUUUUAUUUUGUUUAAAAAAUGAUCCACAAUUAAACGCCUGAAUUCAUUCAUGUGCUUUUCAGGCUGCACAAUUGUUUAAAAGAAAAAAGAUAACAAAGAAAAAAACAGAAAAUUCAAAAUGUUUUUUUUUGCUCUUGAGAAUAAAAGCUUAUUCCAGUGAA